AUGGCGGCUGUGAUGACGCCGACCUGUAGUUUGCUUCCCGAUGAAGGAGUGAAAGCGAUAACUCUCACCAUAAUUGCGAAUUUGUACCAAAACAAUGGACCAGAAGGCUUUUAUGGGUAUGAUGGAACUGGAAAGACUUUUCUUUGGAACUCGUUAUCCGCUUCAAUUAGAGCGAAGGGUCAGAUUGUUCUCAAUGUUGUAUCUAGCAGUAUUGUGGCAUUGUUGUUACCCAAUGGACGAACUGCUCACUCACGAUUCAAAGUUUCACUAAGUGUUAACCAAUAUUUAAUCUCAUUAGACAAGUGCUUAAGGGAUGUUCUUCGUUUUAAUCAUGGCUUUAAGCCUGAUGCUCUGUUCGAUGGCAAAGUUGUUUUUCUUGGCGGUGACUCCUGCCAACCUGUGAUUCCACAUGGUUCUCGGGAGGAUGUUAUAUAUGCAUGUGUUAAUUCUUCAUAUUUGUGGCAUUCUUGCCAUGUUUUACAAUUAAGGGAAAACAUGAGGCACUGUGGCGGAACUUUAAACCUUUGCAAUCGAAAGUUACAGAAAUUUGCUAAAUUGUUGCUUCAGUUAUCAGACAAUUUACUCUUAAUAAUAAGUCACAUGCAUUGCAAGAUCUGGACAAAAUUGCAAGUUAAGCGACUUGAUGAUUAUGUUAUUGAAUGCGUGAUAUUAACUUGCCGUAAUAUUAGUCAUGUUGUAUUUAUUCCAAUAAUGAACAUAGUUCCUAAUAAUAAAACAUUGCCAAUUAGAUUUACAAGGAGACAAUUUCCAGUUGUAUUAUGUUUUGCCAUGACGAUAAACAAAUUACAAGGAUAA
Arachis ipaensis is the source of this 816-nucleotide messenger RNA. Lineage: Eukaryota; Viridiplantae; Streptophyta; Magnoliopsida; Fabales; Fabaceae. The record is from RefSeq and is a predicted model, not a curated record.